Rhodotorula toruloides NP11 is the source of this 306-nucleotide messenger RNA. RefSeq lists its product as uncharacterized. The record is from RefSeq and is a predicted model, not a curated record. The transcript has 2 exons. NCBI's taxonomy places the organism in Eukaryota, Fungi, Basidiomycota, Microbotryomycetes, Sporidiobolales, Sporidiobolaceae. Bases 1 to 306 code for a protein of 101 amino acids.
AUGUCCAACUUCAUUCCAUCGACUUUCACUCGCCCUCCACCGCAGCGGGCGGACUCCUCCGACUCCCCUCCCUCUCCUCUACCCUCAUCGCUCUACACCGACUGCCAGACCUGCCGAAUCACGGGGACGCUCACUUUCGCUGGAGUCGGACUGUACGCGAUGAUAGUAUCGCGGAGGAUGGCCAAGACGCAGGUCGGGAAGGGCGCGGCGAGCCUGAUGGGUCUCGGCUUCCUCACCGCCGCAGCAGUGCGAUGGACCGCAUACACGCCGCCGCCAGUCGUCGACGCUACGUCUGGACCAGCAUGA